Messenger RNA from Choloepus didactylus (southern two-toed sloth), 1377 nucleotides. RefSeq names its product achaete-scute family bHLH transcription factor 2 (gene ASCL2). Lineage: Eukaryota; Metazoa; Chordata; Mammalia; Pilosa; Megalonychidae. Gene Ontology annotation, molecular function: protein dimerization activity. The record is from RefSeq and is a predicted model, not a curated record. Bases 219 to 791 code for a protein of 190 amino acids. The transcript is spliced from 2 exons.
CCGCCCGCGGGACACCCGGGGAGCGUCUGGCCGCACGCGCGGGACACGAGCGCCCCACCCUCCCUGGCGUGCACGGCCCGCCACUGCUCGGCCACCUGGGGAGCGCGCCCCGGGAGUCGCUCGGCGGCGCUGUGCUGGGGGGGCCCCCUCGGGGCGCGUACCUGGACGCGACGCGCGGGGUGCUCUGCGGAGGCGCCCGGCGGGUGGAUGCGGACGCGAUGGACGGCGGCGCGCUGCCCCGACCCGCGCCCGGCGCCCCCGGCGGCCGCCCUCCCCGGCGGCGGCCCGCGUCCCCCGAGCUGUUGCGCUGCAGCCGGCGGCGGCGGCCGGGCACGGCGGAGAGCGGGGGCGGCACGGCGGCCGUGGCACGGCGCAACGAACGCGAGCGCAACCGCGUGAAGCUGGUGAACUUGGGCUUCCAGGCGCUGCGGCAGCAUGUGCCGCACGGCGGCGCCAGCAAGAAGCUGAGCAAGGUGGAGACGCUGCGCUCGGCCGUGGAGUACAUUCGUGCGCUGCAGUGCCUGCUGGCCGAGCACGACGCGAGGCGCAGUGCCCUGGCCGGGGGGCUGCUGGCGCCGGCCUCGCGCCCCCCCGCGCCCUGCCCGCCGCCCGGGACCCCUGCCGCCGCCGCCUCGCCCUCUUGCGCCUCGUCGUCCCCAGGCCGCGGGGGCAGCUCGGAGCCCGGCUCCCCGCGCUCCGCCUACUCGUCGGAUGACAGCGGCUGCGAGGGCGCGCAGAGCCCCGCAGAGCGGGAGCUGCUUGAUUUCUCCAGCUGGCUCGGGGGGUACUGAGCGCCGACAACCACCGAGCCACAGCCCCGGACGCUGAGCGGCGCGCGCCUCUCACCUCCGCAGCCAGCGCCCCGGACCGGCCGGCGCCCACCGCCCCGAGGCAGACCUGCCCCGACGGCGAAGCCAUCCCGAGCCAGGGACCCCGAGGACAGCCCCCUCGUCCCACCGGGCCCCUGUCGCCUGGUUCCCUCCAGCAUCUCAGCUGCUGCUUUCUGCUGGGAGGGAUUGGGGCGCUCCGGCUUGGAGAUUUUCCUGGAGGGGAAAGGAUUUUAUAAGGAUCGAGAGAAUGUACUUUUUACAAGUUGACUUGAACUCCGGGACUGACUGCUGAGAAUAUGGAGACUUAUUUUUGUACCAAGAAUCCACCAUGAAGGGUAUCCGCCCUCCUCCCCCAGAUUACCUGGAAUUUACCAACCUGGCCAAGAUCUGGACUCCAGCAGCCCCGGAGGGGUGGGCUCCCCGACAGGUGCCCCCCUUCCCUUGGCUGCCUGUUGGGUUUUGUGCCCCCCAGCACUGCCCCCCUCCCCCCCGAGAGAUCUGGGCCUGGAAAACGUGCUGUCUGGGGGAAGGUGGACUUCACAAAUAA